UUUAUAUUUGUUGUUAUUGUUGUUGUAUUAGUAGAAGUCGUUUCAUUAUUAUUUCAAACAGAAACCAUACCAGUCAAAAGUUCGCGUUCACCGGUGUGAUCCUUAUGGGCUUCCGUCCUCGUCACGAUGACUUUACCUAUUUGACCACGUGAUUAGCAGUGUGUGUUUCUGUCUUGUGUCGAAAUGCCACAAACUGCGCUUUUAAACUGUAAACACGCGACCGGCGGCUUUAAUCCCGUGUUAUUAGAUACAUAAUCACAGGCAGGAGCUCGCGGGGGUCGGAGACAGCGGUCUGCAGUGUUCAGCAGGACUUCAGGACUUUAGGAACUGGUUCAGCGGCUACACCUGCGCUAUAGCUCCAUCUGACCGGAGAGAAGGUCCAAAUGCGGCUGAAGGACCCCUUCUCUUUAAAAACCACCGACAUGACGAAGCGGACUAACAAGCCGAAGAAACCUCGUGACGAGGAAUCCUCGGAUGAAGUUAGCGGCCUGACGUGUCAGCAUGUGAGUAAGGCUGUUGAGCUGAACUCUGUGAAGAAGGCGGUGACGGGCAGUCUGUGGUCCGUCUGUUCAGACUGUAUGAAGGAGCGGGAUGUGAUGGACAUGCAGCAGGCUGGAACUCACGACAUCCGAGUGUGCCUCAAGUGUGGCUUCCAGGGCUGCAGCCAAUCAGAGAGCCAGCACUCAGUGAAACACCAGCAGGCCCAUCACUCAGACUCUCACUGCAUCAGCAUCAGUCUCAGCACCUGGAAAGCCUGGUGUUUUGAAUGUAAUGAGGAACUCUCCACCCACUGCAAUAAAAAGGCUCUGGCUCAGACUGUAGACUUUUUACAGAAGCACUCGGCAAAGUCUGCCUCAGGAACAACAUCAAAACUCAUCAAGCUCCUAGAGGAACCGGCCGAGUACUCGGACCCCCAGAGAGGAAAGAGUCCAGCCAACAGCACCCUCAUCCCCGUCAAAGGCAUCAAUAACCUGGGGAACACCUGCUUCUUCAAUGCUGUAAUGCAGAACCUGUCACAGACGCAUAUGCUCAAUGACCUCAUUCAUGAAGUGAAGGAGAAAGGACACAAGCUGAAGAUCUCUCCCCAUCCGGACACUAACCUGGGGCCACUGACGGUUACCCUGCCUGGUCCUGAACCCCUGACCUCAGCCAUGUUGCUGUUCCUCCACAGCAUGAAGGAGCCUGGAAAAGGACCGGUUUCUCCAAAAAUCCUCUUCAGCCAGCUCUGCCAGAAGGCUCCGCGUUUUAAGGGCUACCAGCAGCAGGACAGCCAGGAGCUACUGCACUACCUGCUGGACUCGGUCAGGGUGGAGGAGAGCAAGCGAAUUAAAGCGUCCAUCCUCAAAGCCUUCAAUAAUCCCACUGAGAAGACGGCUGAUGAGGAAACCAAGCGGCAAGUGAAAGCAUACGGCAAAGAAGGAGUGAAGAUGAACUUUGUGGAUCGAAUCUUUGUUGGAGAGUUGACAAAUACCAUUAUGUGUGAAGAAUGUGAACAUAUUUCAACAGUAAAGGAGGCCUUUAUUGACAUCUCUUUACCCAUCAUCGAGGAAAGGAUAUCCAAACCUACAAACCCAGGCAGACUGGUCAAAACUGGGCGGGACCAGGAUGCUCUGGGCUGCCAUGUUGAUGAAGCGCCUCACUCUCAGGCCAAUCGAAACAGUAGAAGGCCCAGUGGACAGAAGCUGCAGGGAUACAGAUCCUCUACAUGUCGUGAUGAACGAGGAGCAGAAUCCCCUCAGAAACACGAAGAUGACACUAGUCUGACAGGACGGAGCAUAGCCAGUUUCCAGACUGACACAACAGGCAGCCAAUCAGAUGCGAGUGACAAAGAUUCUUCUCCUCAGGACAGCAGUAAUGAUGCAGACAGUGAAGCAUCCGAAUCUGAAUGGUCACCAAGAGUGUCCACUGUGCCUAUUCAGAGCAGCACAUCAAAUAAAGCUUCUCCCUCUGCAAAAACGUCUUCACGUAGCCCCAGCUCUUUCCCCACACAAAGCCCCACCCCUUCCACUACCCACAGCUCCAUCCGAAGCCAGCAGGGUGGCGCGGUUGAGCAGCUGGUCAGUGCUGUGUCCAAACUGGGGCUGGUCCACACACCCCUUGACCCACUGGCCCUCAGUCACGGGUUGGAAACAACUACUGAAAAAGAAAAGGAGCGAGCGAGCCACCAGGGGGCGUUCCAGGCUCUUUCCCACAGCUACACACCUGCGUCUAAAGAGUGCUCGGUUCAGUCCUGCCUGCACCAGUUCACCUCCGUCGAGCUGCUGAUGGGAAACAACAAACUGCUGUGCGAAAACUGCACUGAGCGCCGACACCGACAGCUCAGGAGGAGUGGAGGAGCAGAUAAGAAAUCAGAGAAGGUGUACACAAGUGCUCGAAAGCAGAUGUUGAUCUCAGUGCUGCCGCCAGUGGUCACACUGCACCUCAAACGCUUCCACCAGGCUGGGAUGAAUUUGAGGAAGGUGAAUCGACAUGUGGAUUUCCCCCUGAUCCUGGACCUGGCACCAUUCUGCUCAGCAUCUUGCAAGAGCCUGGGGUCUGGAGAGAAGGUCCUCUACAGUCUGUAUGGUAUCGUUGAGCACAGCGGCUCCAUGCGGGGUGGUCACUACACGGCCUACGUGAAGGUCCGAACACCACAGCGUAAAUCUGAACAGCGCAGGAACCAGUCAGGUUCCAGAGAGGCUGUUUCUGCCCCUCCAGGCCAGUGGGUCUAUGUGAGCGACACCAGCGUCCAAACGGUGCCGGAGUCCCGCGUCAUGAACUCUCAGGCCUACUUGCUGUUCUACGAAGAGCUCCUCUAGGGCGCGCCGUUUCGUCUGUGCUCAUCCCUUUCGGGUGAAAGCUCACCUGUGUAUUGGUAGCCUCACAGCCUCGGCCUUCUUACACCCAGACCUUCACAGCGCAGUGGACUGCAGAUGCUGCUCUGAAUAAAACAAUCUUCUGAAUCUAGAAUUAUUUAUAUUUUACAGCUUAUAUUUGAUUUUUGAUUGUGUAGAGAAUCAUGAGCUUUUGUCUGUUUAAAAGGAGAUGAUGCGUGUCGAUUUCUUUUGUUUUGGUUUGACGAAGAGAAUGCCAAAGACUUUACAGGACAAUGAAGACUGCGGAGCAUGACGUGCCAAUAGAUUCACGCUCUGGCCUUUGCUUAUACAUGAGGGAACCUCAACACAGUAUGCAGUUGUGUGCGAGUGAGUAAGUGAGUGAGUGUAUGUGUUUGGAGUGGGAGUAAGUGUGUGUUGACACUCCCACCUCCCUAGUAAGCUGAAUACUAGGCAUACAAACACACACACACACACACACACACACACACACACACGUGCUUGUCAGCAUUGUAACCAUAUUGUUCUGUGCUUAAAAAAGGGACAAUACUACACUCACAGGGUUGCCUAGCUACCAAACAAUAAAAGGUACAUUUUUCCUUUUUUUUUUUUUUUUCUUUUUAGAGUCAAUUUGUAUUGUAUUGUAUUGAAAGCACUGAACUUUGAGAAUUAGGUUCUAAAACUAUUAAUAUCCAGAAUUCUUAAUAUUAAGUUAAGUUGGUCUAGUUGGUGAUAUGAAAAUACCAUGCCAGAUAUGACAAUUUGAUAUUACAAUAUCUCUGAAUACAGGAAUACAGUACACACACACACAUAUAUAUAUAUAUAUAUAUAUAUAUAUAUAUAUAUAUAUAUAUAUAUAUAUAUAUAUAUAUAUAUAUAUAUAUAUAUAUAUAUAUAAUAUACACACGCACACACAACUGUCAGCCAUAACAUUAAAGCCACUCAUAGGUGUUGCGAACAACAUUGACCUUCUAGUGGCACCCAAAGUGUGGGGUGUGUUAGGCAACAAGUGAACAGUAUUUUCUGGAAUUUAUAAGUGAUAUAAGUGAUGUCCUGAACAGAUCCAAGCAGAUAUUAACCCAGAAGAGCCCAGAUAAAUUUCUAAAUAUUAAUGCAAAACUCAAAAUUCAUAGUUUAACAGUCUGUUUUAGCAAUCUUAUUGGAACUAUUUGUGUUACAAAACAUUUCAUUAAAGCGUAUACAUUUUUAAAAAUGUAUGU
Molecule: messenger RNA, 4033 nt
Organism: Astyanax mexicanus (Mexican tetra)
Lineage: Eukaryota; Metazoa; Chordata; Actinopteri; Characiformes; Acestrorhamphidae
Gene: usp45
Product: ubiquitin specific peptidase 45
Exons: 18
Coding region: 384-2798 (804 amino acids)
Biological process (GO): protein deubiquitination
Molecular function (GO): zinc ion binding; cysteine-type deubiquitinase activity
Source: RefSeq, a predicted model, not a curated record